Messenger RNA from Amoebophrya sp. A120, 17388 nucleotides. Lineage: Eukaryota; Dinophyceae; Syndiniales; Amoebophryaceae. The record is from the annotation of a GenBank genome assembly.
CCGAAUGCCAGUUCCAAUGCCAUUAACCACGACUGAACACCUUACUUAUGUAAGUCAUCUUGAGCUUGACAGAAUGUCGGAAAUGUUGGAUCCUGUUUGCAUACGCUUUCUACCAUCACUCUACUACGUUCAUCAGGGACACUACAAGUCGGAGAAUUUUUUUUAGACAAAUUUACUAGCUUAGUAUCGCGGUUUUGUUAGUUUGUACCACUUGGCGCGGCUGUCUCAUGAGUUGUGUUUAUUUUGGGUACGUACUUGAUCCUUAAAACCGUCGAGGCAUUAGAAGUACAAUAGUUGCGGGUUGUAUUAGUAUAAUGAUCUUCGCUAAGCUUCUAGUAAAUCAGUGCUAAAGAAACUUUAGAAAAACCUCGGCUCACCUCAGACGAUUGGGAGCACAGCAGCAGUUCCAAUCGAAGAGCCUCUACAGAGCUUGAGCGGAUCAUAGAACGGUCUCCAUAUGCGCCAAAGCUAGUUGUUAUUGCGUCCUAGUUUCACCAAGCAGAAGCAAUAAAGCGCGUGUGUGUCAUAGCUACGCUGUACUUGGCACUGAUCCAACAACGUAGUCUAGUUGCCUCGCGAACUGAUAGUAUGAAUCAACGGCACAUCCUGUUUUCAACCUUCAACGACUUUUUUAGUAGCGACUUUACUGUUUUUGUUCUGCCCUUCCAGCCUGGAGCCGAGCAGCUAAUUUUUUGACUGCGGCACCAAGAUUUACCCUUACAAGCGACCCGCUGCAGUGCUAUUAUUCAUAAUCACAUCCGCAACUCUAUACCGUGCGCAAGUUUGUUUCCUGAUUUUCAUCCGAUUUCGAUUUUUGUCUGAUUGAAAUAUAAUAUGUAUUCUCGAGCACGAGCCACAGAACAGUUACUUACUAUCUUCUACAGCAACCUAGCGCAGAACGAACCAGAAACAUCUUGAACGUGAUAGGAGCUUUUAUAGCCGCGUAGCUGCCAACAGUUUCUGGUUGUGUCUGAAUAGUUCGUACGUAGAACAAGUUGGUAAAGCCGUAGGGAUUUUCGACGUGAAUAAGGUUCGUUCGGUAAAGACUUUUUCAAGCAAGAACUCAUAUGCUUCUUUGCGACAGCGACUUGCCUCUUUCCAUUGCGAUAACUGCAGUGAGCAGUAAGAGAUCAUCUUCGACACAGUAGUUCGUGUUUCCUGACGCCAACGAAAACGACGACGACGUCUUAUCUCUGCCCAGGUUCAACGCAACAUCGAACUUCUUCGGCCCAACAACUGUGAGCUGCGACCACUCUCGGAGGCGGAAUUAUGUUGGCGCGACUAGUUGGGGUUGGUGUGAUUGAGACUGAGAAUACUAGCUACAUGCCGGGUCCUCGUGCGGGAAGACUAGUAAUUGAUGCGAAGGAAACAACACGCGGGGCCGAGCAAGUAGAGCGGAUCGUAGUUCAAGCUGGGAAUAGUCUUUUCGCAGAAACCACUCACCUACGACAACUCCGGAUCUGUAGAUUUGCGCACUCCACUGUCUUUGUGGACGACUUCUGUAAAUAAAACGCGAUCUUUAUUUGGGACCAACAUUGUUGGUGGUGCACGUCGACCAAGAAAAACAGCGGUGAAGAAGCGAUAUUUUUUGCGCAGAACUCGACUUUAUUUGCCGCCGAAGAAGAAUCUAUCAACGGGAACCUGCAAUAGUUAAAUUUUGCUGCAUCGCCGGGAGAAAGUAAACAGACGCCAAAGCAAUUAUUCUGGAAACAAGCGGAAAUAAUCCUCUUUAGCUGAAGAUCGCAUAGAAGAAAAAGUACGAUUUUGCUGAGAGCGACGCGGGACGUGUCCGACCGCAAAAAUCCUCAUCUGAGGGGGCUUUUCGCAAUAAAUCAAUAUGAGCAAUCUGAACGCAAAUGCGUCCGAGUUCGUGCCUGGCACCAGUGCCGGCACAGCAAGUCGGGGUCCACCAGCUAACGCUAAUGCAGCUGGGACGACAUUCUACAUAAAUCCGGGCGCUGCAGGUACUGCGUUGUGUUUUCGUGUAGUCGGAUGUAUGGUAGGUUUUUUUGCUGCAAAUAAAAACAAGCAACAUCGCCACCAUGUUGCUUAUGCGAGCAAGAGGACUUUAUUGUCUGUAUUCCACUCUUACCACAGAAGUUGGCAAUUUGCUGCAAGAUGAAAUCAAGCUAGCGUCGAAGGACAGUCCACGUAAGUAUCUCAUCGCAAGAUAUAAAUUUCUAAAAAAAUCACAGCAACAGGCGCUGCCGGGGGCCAAGCCGCGGCUCUGGCUGCGCCGCAAGGGUUGAUUCCGCUCGGGAGUGCAAAUCCCAGUCCAGUACGUGGCCCGGUACAACUUAAUAUGACGCAGUUGACGAAUGUGAGCAAUGCUGUGGCUGGACAACAACAGCAGCAACAAGCUGUACAGGGGCUGCGGGUUGAGGACAACAAAAUUUACCUCCCCCCAGAGAGGCUGAAAGACCUGAAUGGCGAGCAACUUAAACUGUUGAUGAGCGGACUUAAUAGAGGAAACGACACGUCGCAUAUCUCGUCGGGACAGCACUUCGGAGCAGGUGGUCAGCAACUGCAAGGCCAAAAUCAGGUGUCACUUAACCAGCUCACCGUAGCAGCUUUGCAAGACCCAAGUUUUGUCGAGAUGUACGCUAAACACGUUGCGCAGAAAGCGGACCAGCAGGGACAGAUUGCGGGCUCGAGAACAGCGUCUGGCGUCGCGGGUGCAGCCUUGUCUGGGUCGUCUCAACUUAUCAAUGCAGGGGGCGUGAACCUAUCAGUGCAGCAGCUGCAGCACAUGAUCAAUAGCGGUCAACAAGUGCAGAUUAUUCCCGCUUCGUCGAGCAGCCCCGCACCGCAGCCACAGGAGCAAAACAGGAGCAAAAUGCAAAUGGAAUUGCAAAAGCAAAUUUGGAAGCAAUUAGCCGAUCAGGGUGUAACUGCUGCAGAAGGGCAGGCAGAAAGGCAGACGCCAAAAACACUACUGGUCCCGAUGCCAAAGGACGCGCUACCGCAGAACGUGCAAUACAUCGUAACAAGAACAAGUGACACGCCUGGCGGAGCAUCUUCGGGGGCCGCCGCACUAGCAUCGUCCGGGCAGACCAGCUACACGAGUUCCGGGCAUCAUCAUGGCGCCGGAGCGCAAUUCAACCCCCAGAACAACAACAACGGGAUAUCCGAAGGACAAACGUUCCCACCUCCCCAUAGCCAAGAUGGCAGUUUGCUGCACAUGCUCAGAAGUUUCAGCUGUUUCGCAUUAGUAAUGCGAAACACUACAAGAUGAUUGAUCUCCGAUGCGACUGCACGACUAGCUAACCACGACAACUACACUAAAGACCACAAGUUGUAAUGAUUACAACUUGUGGUCUUUAGUGUAGUUGUCGUGGUUAGCUAGUCGUGCAGUCGCAUCGGAGAUCAAUCAUCUUCUCCUGUUUAGAGUAUGGCAAAUUCGUCCUAGGUAACUUUAGAUAGAAAAUGCUGUUGAUUAUGGGGCUGCGUAGGACAAUGAAACUUCUUUAGGCAUGCGCAUUUGCGUGCAAAUAUGGGGCGGGUACGUUUUUACUGAGGACACGGGGGUCUGCAACACUUCGGCGGGAAGAAUUCGCAGUACAGCAAGAAUAACACGAGUACCUCUAAUGUCGGAAAUAAUUCCCGCGGCGCCGUAAUUCCCCCGGAAAGCUUGUUGUUGCAACAGCCACAGCGAAAUUCCAAUGCUUCUAAUUCCGGUGGGCCACAAGCCGGAAUGAACCUGAAUAAUCAACAGCAGAGAGCAAACAAUUUCCAGCAACCUGGACGUCCUAUUGUGCGCGUUGGUGCGGAUAAACCGCCGCGCGCUCCGGGAAGCGGGCAACAAAGUAGCAAUUCGUGGGAAGACGACGCGACCGGGUAUGAGAACAAGGGUCUCCGUUACAAAGGAGGGUACAGCCACGACAUGUCCCAGGGCAGCAAGCGCGGGGCGCCCGCUGCUCGGCAUCCGUACAUCGUGCGUGUGCCAUCUCAUGGGGCGUCCGCUGCGCCCGGUCUCAGCAUUAGCACCGAGAAUAGUAAUCCAGCCGCUUUGUCCGGGAAUAACAGCAGUACGCAGGGGACACCCCAGCAAUACCCAGCGGGCACAGGCUCCAAGGGGGUGGGAAAGAAGGGGAAGUCUAGCGGGUCCGACGUCGGAUCUGCGCACAGCGGCCGAUAUCAUGGUGCGGACCACGCGGGUUACUAUGGCGCGUAUGGCCAGCAAGGGCCGCAUUCCGGAUGGAGUUCCGGUAUAGGAUACAUAUUGUUGAUUUCUCGUGAUUUUCUACUUUGAAUUUCAUUUAAUCGAUGAACUUCUACCGGAUCAGUGUACGCAUCUACGGUUGCAUGAUACCAAAGUCUUUACAUGUGUCACGGAAGUGCUAUUUUUGCAGUCUUUUUUGCUGAGGCUUAUGCCGAGACGUAGCUUUAACCACUACGACAAUGGAUUCAUGGAAUGAAAGAAUCGAUGGUCGGAAUAAACAGGAGAUGGCUACGAUGCGAAGGGGAGCAGCAAGGGAAACAACGCUGAGAAAGGCGGCCAGCAACAGCACCACAUGUCGAACGGCUACGCUUCCGGCGCGUACGGAACAUCGGCGGAAAAUAGUAUGAAGGGAGCCGUAGCGGGCGGAAAGAACCCGCAGGGGUACGGUGGCGCUUCCGCUGGAGCUAAGGGCACAAAGCAAACGACGACAGUUUUUCUGGAGAGCAGCGGCUGGGUGCAACAGAACCAAGGUGGCGCAUAUGUUCCCUACGGCACUAACGCGGGUGCCACCAAAGGUGCAUUUCUGAUGUUUUUUACUGGUUUUUUUACUAUUGUUUCCUCUGUACUACUGAAACGCGGGCACGCACACGCGCCUCUGGGUACUACUUUUGGCUUUUCUUUGUUGCUAGUUGGUUCCGAUUGAUAUACUAAACGUGAAAAAAAAAGCUCUUGAUCUUUCCUCACAGGUAGCAAGGCUCCUGGGGACAGUGGAUACAGCCAGUAUGGUUCGAAAAUGCCCGGCGCGAAGGGCGGCUACAAAGAAGGAAAACAGGACAACAGCUAUGGAAAAGGACAGCAUACCAAAGAAAACAACGCCCAAUCUGCGGCCACCCCGCAGGCUGCAACUACGGAUGAUUGGCUCGCCAGGCGACAUGCCAUGCCGCAAGACACCGCUGCUGUAAAAAAACCUCUGAAGAAGGAAAAGGCCGACAGUUCUGAAAAAACCGGCGAAGGUACAACAGCGGAGAAGGGGCCCGUGGACAAGGAAAGUGCAGCGAGUGUUUCGCCCGGAACAGAGGAGAAACGACAGCAGGCGCUGCAGGAACAGCUGUCCGCCGAAAUUACCACCACCGACAUCGCGGCGCUGGCGCCCGAGCAAGCGGCCCCCACCACAACUACCGCGGCGGCCACCGGCGAGGUCCACACGAGCGCCAAAUCCUCCAAGGAGAGCGCCGGCGGCAAGAACGUCAUCGUGGAAUCCGGCGGCACCGGAGGUGCGCAAUCAGACGAGGGGGGCUCGGUCAAGAUGAAUGGGUGGAAACAGAUGGAAGAGCAACAGUCCAGUGUCAGUGAGGAGGACGCCACUGGUAUGAUGUGAUCUUCUCAACCGACUGAUGUUUGCUGUCUGAUAAUUCCCUUGAAUGUGUUGAAUCUACGUCUGGUUUCCGCAUAGUGCUAUUAUACACUGCAAAGUAGGAUGAAGUUGUACUACGCUUAUAGACUAGCACUGCUCCUCCGUCUGCUGCUGCAAACAGUGCAUAGGUUCUUCUUGAUAAAAGGUGCUAUGGUUUUUGUCUACCGCACGCAAAUGAAAAUUAUGGUGCCGUCUAAAUCAUGGUCGAACUGCUUUUUUUUCGAUUCAGGUGGCGACCCCACAAAGCUGCAGGCCGAAGACUAUUACGUGCCCGCGACCAAUCCCUUUGGCGCCGCCGCCCCAGCGGCGGAAAACGAAACCGAGAAGAAGACCGGAUCUUCAACUCUGGUCCUUUCCCGGCUCGCGGAACGCAAGAAGUUGGCUGAAAAGGAGGAAAAAGAGAAGAAGGAGAAGCAGCAAGCCGAGCAGCACUGGAACCAGCAGUGGACGGAGCAGCAGUGGAACAGUUGGUAUGGGGGUCAGGGAUACAACGGCUACUAUUACAACCAAGGAUAUGGCGCUGCCCCGGCAGGUGCGAAGGGCCAGUACCAGCAAGGGAAGCCGGCUAAGGGCAAGGGGAAAGAAAAGGGAGUACCGAAAGCGAAGCCGCCCGCCGCACCUGCAGUAGUGAACUUAAAAUUUUUUCGUUAAUUUUGGUUGCGUGUCGAAUCAUGAAUAAAUGUCAAAGAAAAAAACUGAAAAUUAUUGGGAAUUAGCUUUCUGACGUCCGUUGUAAUCAUUGAAAUACUGCGUGUCGUGUAUGAACAACUUAGAACUUGUUCAACUUGAUGUUUUCUUGUGUACAACUACAGGGUGCUGCUUCGGCCGCCGCGGCCCCGGUCGUGGAGACGGCGAAGGCAAAGCAAGCGUCUAAGCGAAAUUGGGCCGACGACGCGGACGUCGACGACCCGUCGAAGUUGGACGAAUUGGUCGACGCGGAGCCGGAUGCCACCACCUCAACAAACACCAAGGCUGACACCACAACGGCGAAACCCGAAAAAUCCGCGAGCGCGAAACCGCCCGCGGCGCCCAGUCCGACCGAGAGCACGGUGCACCAGGCCAUCAGCACGGGAACUACCAAAGCGUCGAAGAAGGGUGGGCAGCAAAAUCAGCAGCAGGCCAGCAGCACCACGUCCACGACGCCAGUGGCAGCGGAUUCCGGUGAGAGCAGUAACACGGCCGCGCACAAGGACAAAGAGCACGCGGCCAACAGCAAAUGGGCGAGUGCAGGCAGCAAGCAGCAUCUGCACAAGGGCGAGCACAGCGGCGGCGCGCACCACAAGGGCAACUACAACAAACCCUCGCAUCCGACGCCACACCAGACGUCUCUCUUGGACUUCCUGCCCGAGCAAGUCAAGGCCGUGAAGCCAGAGACUCCGAAUGCGCAGAAGGGCAACGGAAAGUAAUUUUGUUGUUAUUUUCUAGAAGCAGGUUUUGGGUUCUUCUCCUCGUACGAGCGACACACGAGGAUCUUGCAGAAUAUGAAUGUAUUCAUCAUCAAGAAUGCCAUGCUUUACUACAUUCCUGCUGUGAACGCGAGACCGUUGACAGUGAUUGUUUUUUCUUUUCGUCGUCGUCGUCGGAUCUCCCCCCUCGUCGUCGUCCGCCGCUCGCCGGGUGCGGAGAUCCGACGUGGCAACGCGGAGGGGGACCUCGGCGAGCCGGCUGCUCCGGCAGCGAAAGGGGGGAACCUCUUGUCCACCCGGCCGGGUGGACAAGAGGUUCCCCGCGGCCCUCUUUUUUUAUUUUGUUACCCCGCUCUUACGAAAAAAAUCGCAUGUUCUGGCACUCGUAUCUCGUUCGUGCAUCCACUCUGCAUUUAUUGAUGCUAGACGACGUAGUCGUAGACUUAGCUGGAAGUGCCGUAGCCGGAAGCCCGAGAAGAGACUGGUCCACACUGAUGAAUCUAACACCACAGGGCCCCGAAGACAAAGAAGGAGAAAGCCGAUGCCGCGAAAGCGCAGCCUGGCGAGAAGCCGUUGAAGAUCGAGGACCAGGAUUCGUUCCCGUCGCUCGGUGCCGCUACCAAGGAAACGCCGAAGAAGGAGAUCAGCGGAACGACUUCCGAGGAGAAGAAAGCCACGCCCGCAUGGGGCGGCAAGAAGAACGCGACCCUCACUUCUUCCUCCUCCUCCGCGUCUUCUUCCACCGAGGCUUUGCAGCAACCAACCGCGGUUACCGUGACCGCGCCGCAGGCCAAUAACUCGAGCAAGCGCAUCCCCCCACCCUCGGCGCCGAAGCAGCCGACGACCGUGGUUGCCGCUGCUGCAGCUGCAGGUCCGGCGCCGACCGUCGUGGCGACCUCCUCUUCUACUUCGCGCGUGCUGCCCCCGCCGCCGGCGUCGGCACCGCCGGCAGAAAACGAGCAGGUCGCAGGGAACAAGAUGUCAUACGGUGCCGCCGUGGCGUCCAGCGGUUCCAAGUCCGCGGAACAACAGACCGUGGACCUGAUCCCCAUCACGACAAGCAAAUCCGUUGCCGAGGACCCGGUGAUUCCGGCUCCCCUCGCCGCGCCCCGCCGAGUGCCGCCGCACCAGAGCGAAUCCGAGCCGCCGUCGGGCGACAGCCACAGCACUUCGGGGGUGGCCAACACGGUGGACCACCACACCGCAAAGCAGGAUGCUCUGGUGGUGCCCAAGCCUUUACGCGUGGAGCUGCCGUCGACCGAAAAUGACCUCGAGUCGGCGACCACGGCUGGUGCAUUGACAACAGCAAACAAUCAGCAAGGUAUGGAAGUAGAUACCACGGCAUCAUCAACCAUCUCGACCGCGGGCCUGGCGACCACGUCCAGUAUGACGCCGGCCGCCGGGCACCAUUUGGUGCCGACCAAUCCGGAACUGCUGAGCGGGAAAAAUGCCGCUGCGUCCUCCCUCGUCGGGCGGGAGCAAAACAAGCCGGCGGCGCCGCAGGCGGUUGGCGGUUUUGUCGUGGCGAAGAAGGCGACAACAGAGGAGGAAAAAACGGAGAAGGUCGUCGAGGACGAGUGGGUGACCGUGGACACGAAGGCGAAGAAGGGAAAGACCAAGAACAAGACUACGACGCCGAACCAGCUGCAGACUGAGUCUCUGGUUUCCAGUCCGGCCGCAGCCACUACCCCGAAACAGGUGCUCGCGCAGCAGUCGGUUGCCGCCCCAGCGGUCACCAGAAGCACGGCAGUCAGCACGUCCGCUACCACCGGCGCAUCGAGUUCCCCGUCGCCAAGGCACGCGUUCGCUCCGGCAGGGAGGGUAGCAGGAGAAAUAAAGCCCGCGACGUCCUCAAAAGCCAGUGCAGAAGUGGAGGCUGUCGUUCCUGCGGCGCAGAAUAAAGAGAACAGCGCCUCCAAAGAGGAAGGACAACCCGCGGCGGCGUCGUGGGCCAGUCGCUUGAGUCAAAACAAGAAGGCGGAACAGAGUCCCAGUGUGACGACGAUGAAUACGGAUGCGACCCCCGUUACCACGACAACAGCAACCGCGAAUUUUGUCGCGCCGGCACCAGUCAGCAAACUCUCCGGUGCGGUGCGUGCACCGUGGGCGCCCAAGGUCGCGGAGGCCACGAAGCCAAUCGUCAGUGCGGUGUCCGCGAGUGCAGGUAGUAGUUCUCAACAACACCAAACCUCCGGCCCAUCCACGCCGCCGAAUGAAGCGACUAAGCCUGUGCAGGCUGCGACGCCCCUGGCAACCAAAGUCGAUCCUAUGCUCCCCAGCCCCGUGGAGAGUAUUCGCACGAAUCCCAGCAGCAACAUCGAGGUAGAGAGCAGCAGCGUGGUGGCGGCGAACAAGGUAGGAACAGGCAGCGAAAAGAUCGUAGUGGAAACCGGUUUCACGGAGAAGAUCGGAGCAGUUGCAAGUACCUCCACCGUCGCAACGACUUCGGCAGGAACGUCAGCGGCUACGUCGGUUACCGGUGCGGCAACUACGGUGACCGAUGCUCUUUCUGGUGCACCAGCUACGGGUAGUAGUAAAACGUCCUCGACGGCCGAGGCAGCGAAGCCAGUUCUUCCAGCGUCAUCGGCGAAAACCGUGACGGCCAGUCCGUCUCCUGCGCCGAACGCCAAACUGCCGUCUGGCCAGGUGAUCGGCGGCAAGAGUUACGCACCCUGGGCAAAGAAAGAAGCGAUCAAAGUCGAGCCCGUGAAGCCGGUGCUUCCAGCUCCAGUUCCAACAACGGCGGGUGUAAAUCAUGUCGAGGAGCCAGCGGCUAUCGCUGCUGCUGGUACAUCAACUGCAAAGGCAGCAGCUAGCAGUACGUCGAGCACGAGCAAACCGGCGGAGCAAGCAGUCGCCGAACUUCUUCCGAUUGACGACGACACGGAAUCUAGAAUACAGGGCGUGACCCUGUUCGAAGACGACAAUUCUUCCAGCAAAAAUUAUGGAUGUGUCAGAGUUGAAAUUGACAAAGUUGAAAUAAUUUGUCAUGCAUAAAGUGGAUGGCAGUUGGAACCCAGUAUCCAAGUGGCGCGUGACAAAUUUCGGCGGUCCCUAAAUCCAGUUAAAUGCUGUUUAGGCAAAGAAGAGUGAUUUUCUCAUGCUACUUUAGCAGCUCGAGCUGUAACCCCAAACAGGCUUACAAUCGGCCUCACUUGCCUGCUCUGCAACACACAUACCUCGGGUCAUGCAUUUUAUGCAUUACAGAUUAUUUCAACUUUGAGGAUCUGAAACCUGACGCUUCCAUAAAAAUGACGGCACGUCCACCGUCGCGGAGGACUACAGUGUUACCAUAUCAAAUGCAAAAAUGUCUGGGUCUGGAAGGAUGCAACUUGUGAUGCUACCUUUGGACUCUACAUAAAAUCUGUAUUGCAUGAACAGCAAAAGAGGUGUAAUUUGUGCUACGCGGAGAGGGCAUUUCUCAUGCGAUAUGAGCAUCAGGGACCCCUCGCAAAAUCUCUGAUACUAGGGCAUGCAUCACAGACCUCAUGGGUCAUGCAAAAUCUGCAUGACAAACUCCUGCAUUCUUCCAGACCCAGACAUUUUUGCAAUCCAUAUACCAACAGGGACAGCCAUUUGGAAAAGAAAAAGCGAGGAAGUCGGCGGGACAGCCAGCGCGGGCGCAGUCGCGCGAGCUCUUCCACCAACAUUGAGGCAGGCGCGGCGGACAAGGACGGAAAAUUCAACACCGUUCCGAACAGCGCUGCGCCGACGCCGAGUUCCAGUGCGAGCUCUGCUGGAGGCCGCGAACGCGGGAUGAGCAAGAAGGACGAGGCGGCCAUGCUGUUGCAGCAGAAGAGGCUCGAUGAGGAACGGAAGAAGGAACAGGAACGGCUUCGCAAACUGGAGGAAGAGAGAGUAAAGGCGUUGAAGCCCGACAACUUUCCCUCACUAGGAGGGGCAAAGCCCGUCGUUGCGACGGAGAAAAAACCGCAGGGCUUGUGGGGGCAGAAGAAGGUAUUAGCAAGUUCAUGAUCUUCUUUAGUACCUGGCCUUUGUACGGUUACGGUACAGAAGUUAUUCUCCCUGAAGAUUUCAAUGAUAUGACAAUGAGAUAGUACAAAACAGUACUAACAACUUCUUAUCUUUCACUGUCACCUACAUACGACUAGAACCAAAUGUAAAUCUUCGCCGCCCCUCCAUUGACCAUAUGCAAAUUUCGUGUCUUUUCAAUUUCAUCAGGAUUGGACGAGGUUAGACGAGGACAAAGCCGAACGGGAGAAGCAGGAAGCCGCCCGGAAGGCCGAGGAAGAAGAAAAACGCAGACAGGAGGAAGAAGCUAAGCGAUUAGAGGAAGAGAAACGACUUGCAGAAGAACGGUAUUUUUGCAUUGAUUCUAACUAUUGCUGGGGUCUUGAUCAUGUUCAUGUCUCAAUUCCAUCUUCCAGGUCAACAUGAUUCAUUUCACUUUUUUCUCGUCAAGCUCAAAGAAGAAGAUGUUUACGCCAGAAGAAAUUAAUAAUGGUCUGCCCUGCCCAGAUCGGACUCGCGAUCGCAAAGGUUUGUUUCGAUUCGCGGGUGAACGAGAACAAACAAAGGAUGAAAAUGAAACUGCAAGAAUGGCACGUUUUCAAAUUUCUGAUACGAAACGACACCACAGGCGCGUGAAGCGUGAGGAGGAGGAGAGACUACGAAAAGAGGAGGAAGACAGGCUAGCGAAGGAGGAAUUCGAGAGGCUAGAACGGGAGAAGGCGGCGCUGAAGCUGAAGCAAGAGCACGAAGAAAAGGUGCGACGGGAAAAGGAGGAGGCCGAGCGGAAACGGCAGGAGGAACUCCGGAAACAGCGGGAGCUCGAGGAGGCGGAAAGGAGAAAAGAGGCCGAGAAGAGGCGACUCGAGGACGAAAAGCUUGAAGCCGAAGCUCUGGAGCUGAAGCGCCUUGACGAGGAGCGCGAGCAGCGGCUCCGCGAACUGGAACUGCAGCGCGAACAGGAACGGAAAGCGAAGGAGGCGGAACUGGAGCGGAAAAACCGCGAGGCGCAGGAGCUACUCGAGAAGAAACAGAAGGAAGAGGCGGACAAACUACGCUUAGUCGAGGAAGAGGAGGAAAAAUACGAGCAAAACAAGAAGCGACUGAAGGCCGUCGAGAAAAAAUUGAAGAAAAUCGAAAUGAACGAAAAGUCGGAGAACAUCACGGCGGAGAUGCAGCAAGCCAUCGACGGAAAAGACGCCUUGCUGGAAGAGACAAAAGUCCUCGAGGAGCAGAUUGUGGAGCACGAAAAGAAGUUCAGCAAGAGCCCAACGAUUGGCAUCACGGGCCUGCGCUCCAAGCCCACGGUGGAGGGCAACCGGGAGGCAACUUACACGAGGGCAGACAUCCUGGCCUUGCGCCCGGCAAUCGGGGACAUGGAGGACAAGUCCGGUGCGGUGCUCGUGCCCCACGCAAGAAUGCCGUUGAACAGUACUAUCUAUAGAAGGCGUUGAUUUAUUGUUCAUUUUGUUUUAUUUGACGUUUUUCAUGUUGAUAUCGAGGCAGUCACUGGCAAAGAGAGCACUUCGAGAAAUUAUUGCGGUACUUAGACGCGUACUACACCUACGCGUAGAUAGUGCAUGAUCUAUCAUUCAACAACUACACGACCACAGACAACUCCGGGCCGAUGAAGAAUGGCAGUAUGAAUAAGCAGGGUGGUAACAAUUACGAAAACAACCGGAAUUCCAAUCACGGCAAGGGCGGUUCGAACCACCCCAGCAACAACAACUUUCGACGGAACGACUCCUCUAGCGAGGCGCUGCAGGACUGCUGGCGCCCACCGGCGGUGCAAUUGAAGUUGGGCGAGAACAGCUGGGCGCUGAGUAACAAAAAGAGAAAGGACCAGGACACGACUGCAGAGAGCGACGAGGACGCGGAAGUGCACAGGAAGUUGAAGAGUAUUUAACGACCUCACUUGAUGUUAUUUGUCAAACUAGCAAAGCCAGCUUCGCCUGGAAGUAGGCAUUAGAAAUAACGCAAAUGUCAGUUAGCAUCAUCGACAUCUAGAUAACAAAUCAAAAAGAAAAAAGCGCCGGCCCCAAAACAAGGCCGCGGCGCGCCCAAUGUGGUCGUCGCGGCUCCGGCGCGCCCAGAUUGGUCGCUCCAUUUCCGGCGCGCCCAGUCUGGUCGUCCCGGCUCCGGCGCGCCCAGAGUGGUCGCCCCAGCUCCGGCGCGCCCAGAGUGGUCGCCCCGGCUUCGGCGCGCCCAAUCUCAUCAACCCGGCGCCGAACGGCCGUUGGACAACUUCUGGCAGUCCGACGGCCGUCGGACGACUCUGGGUUGUCCGACGGCCGUCGGACGAGUUUCGGCUGUCCUACGGCCGCCGGACGACUUUCGGUUGUCCGACGGCCGUCGGACGACUUUUGGUUGUCCGACGGCCGUCGGACAAUUUUUGGCCGUCGGACGACUUUUGGCCGUCCGACGGCCGUCGGACAACUUUCGGCUGUCCGACGGCCGUCGGACAACUUCUGGCCGUCCGACGGCCGUCGGACGACUUUUGGCUGUCCGACGGCCGUCGGACAACUUUUGGCCGUCCGACGGCCGUCGGACGACUUUUGGCUGUCCGACGGGCGUCGGACGACUUUGGGUUGUCCGACGGCCGUCGGACAAUUUUUGGCCGUCGGACAACUUUUGGUUGUCCGACGGCCGGCGGACAACUUCUGGCCGUCCGACGGCCGUCGGACGACACUUGAAGUCGAAACUAAAACUCAAACUCCAAGUUGAUUCUAAAUCUCAAACUCGAAGUCGAAACUGAAGCUCAAACUUCAAGUUGAUUCUGAAACUCGAAGUCGAAACUGAAACUCAAACUCAAAGUCCAAGUUGAUUCUGAAACUCGAAGUCGAAACUGAAACUCAAACUCAAAGUUCAGGUUGAUUCUGAAACUUGAAGUCGAAACUGAAACUCAAACUCUAACUUAAUUCUCAAACUCAAACUCAAUGUUGAAACUCAAACUCAAUGUUGAGACUCAAACUCAAUGUUGAAACUCAAACUCAAACUGACAUUUGCAUUCUUUUCUGCCAAGGUAGUUAAUAUCUAUACCAUGAUAAGAUUUCAUACAAGAUACUGCCUUGUGCGGCUUUCGUUCUUUGCACAAUAACAAAGGCACAAGACCAGGUGGCAAAAAAGUUUGGUACUGUGGUGCAUGAGCCGCCGGCAGGGCACGAACACGAUCGAGUGCUGACACGAUCACGACAUUCACAUUUACUCCUAUUCUUGUAUUUGCAGACCCAGGAGCACGACCCUGACCUCCACAGGAGUGCUUAUCAAUCAGGCCAAUAUAAUUCUUGCGUCGAUGAUGAAAAACAAAAACAGGUCUCAUGAACAAGUUGACCGACAAGAACUUCGACUCGAUUUACGCGCAGAUUUCAUGUCUGAUCAAGAAGCAGCGGCACAUUGAGCAGCUGAUGAAGGAGGUUUUCGACAAGGCCACGACCCAGCAUUUUUUCCUCGACAUGUACACGAAAUUGACAGUGCAGUUGAACGAGGACUUGCGCGAGAAGUACGUGGCCGGGGAGAUCAUUUUUGAGGAGGGCGAGGAGCCGAAGAACUUUCGCACCAUUCUGCUCAACGACUGCCAGGAAACGUUCGGCGACAGUUUGGUCAACAGCCAGGAAUUUUCCAUUGAGAAAAUCGACGUAGAGUCUGACGAAUACGAGGCCUUCGUCAAGUACUGAUGUUUUUUUUUUUCAUAAUGAUAAUUUUCAUCCGUACCCUGUAACAGUAUAAGGUAAGUGUAAAAAUCUUCGGCGAUGAGAAAAGGACGAAUACGAAAAGAAGUAGACCAGGACACGAAAAAAUAUAAAUCGGCUUUCCAAAACCUCAGGAAAAAGAACACGGUGACGGGCAAUGUGCGGUUUAUCGCGAUGCUGCUGAAGGAAAAGAUGCUGGCAUCGAAAGUGUUCAAUCACAUCUGCGAGGAGCUCAUGUCUCCGCAGCCGCCGAAAUCUCCCGGUGACGAGAAGACCAGCGCCAGCGCCGCCGGAGGCGGUGGACAUAACGAGCUGAAACUGGAGCUGCUGGUGAUUCUGUGCGAGAUUGUGGCCGAUUCGCUGAUCCAAUCGGCAGCGGUGUGCGCGUUCCAGAGAAACAGUUUGUUUCCGGAACUUAUGGACCGGAGCAAAGACAAAAAAAUCAAACCGCGCUUGCGUUUCAUGAUUCAGGACUGCGUCGAAAAGAUGAAGAACGAAUGGUACUUCCAGGCGACGAACUGAAAACGCAAAGAAGAACUCCUGAAAAAGUCACUGAUAAAAAUGCGACAAGAUGAACAUCAAACACAAGCGUGGUCCUUAUCGAAUACGAGUAACCCUUCCUCCCGUGAAGAUUCUGCGAAACGGGAACCAGCUUCCCCCGGCUGUUGGGGUCCUUUCUCUACAGCGUAAAAAUCCUCCACCUCGACGACAGCGAAACACCACCUGCUCCUGCGUGUAAGUAAAAAAACUUCGACAAAUAAAAGGACUCCCUUCCAACGUUAAGGCCUCGCCAUCUGGAUACAGAAAACGGAUAAAAUUUAUCACGAAAAAUUAGAUGAAAAGAUAAUCGAACGAAUGCUGGGUGCUCGUUGACGAUGACAACAACGAGCGCCCAGCAACAUGAACUGAAAAUAGAGAAUCAACAUGAAUUAAAGACACAGUUUGUGUAUCUGGUUUUUUGAAGCAGAGUAAACUACAAACAUCAACCUCCUAAGGCAGAAGAAAAAAAUAGUAGGUACAUUUGAGGAAAUGCCCGUUCUUAUCGGCAGAGCAAUAGCCGAAGUAUGGAUAGGGUGUUUCCUGGUAAACUAUUCCAAAAGUAAAAUCGAUUCGACCUAUCUCGAACAAGUGUAGGAGAAGUAAACUAGUAAAAGAUCAUUUAUUACAUUUUAUGAACAAUCAUUUGUAUGAAUAUCUUGUAAACACAUAAAAAUUCGGUAGUGGACGCGGGGGAUGGACUUUGAGGUCGUGAUGUAUUCUAGUUUUUCCAUGGCUAGAAAUGUGGAAAGGCGCUGCCAAGUGUACUGCUCUAUCAAGCGGAACGGGAAUCCUGCUCACGACUGGUACCAUGGGCGCCUCGCCUUGUUCCAACGACAUGAGACGCGUUGGCUUGAGGGGCGCAGCAGCGACGGCGCAACAUCACAAUUGAAUCAAUUUUAUUCUUGAUGCACGGCAUCUACGAUGUCACAAGAUACAAGUUUCACAGGCGACAUUAGUAUUCCACGGGUGUAGAAGUUGAAGUACAAAAGCUUUUUUAUAGUCGAAAAAUGCACUUGCUUCUGCUUUCGACUUCGUGACUCCCGGAGGCGCGAAGGUGGUAGAAGCCGGAGAAAAACACUUCGAACCUAUCAGAAUGCCAACAUAAUAAGAUGGUCGCCCCGGAUACUGAGACUGAUUUCUCGAAAAAUGUAUUUUUCUGAUAUAAAGAGUUACAGGCUGAGAAUUCCCGUUCACGUUUCUUUCUUAGCAGCAACUACAGUUAUCGAAGAAAGUAAAGAGCAAAAGAACCCGCCUCGCACGCGAAACUUCGUAAUCAAGAAUACAGACCGAGACUGAGACCUCAACAUCUUUUUUUGACUGGAUAGAGCGGCCUCUCUUGAUUGUUGUCCAAAUUCAAGAAAAAGUCACUAUAUCCUCAAAGAACGACUGCGAUUUAGUAGAGCGAAAAGGGAUAUAAAGAUAGUACAACUAGCAGUUCUGCUUCUGCCCAGAACGCAAUCGCUCCCGACAGUAGAGGAGGCACGAUCAAAAAAAUGAAAAAUCGUCCCUCUUGCAAACCGCGUCUGUCAAAAGGGAUGCGGUAAGACGAGCAGACCUGUAGCUUUCUUACAUCCACAAGCCCGGAUCACCGAUACAAAACUCUCAAGAAUUCGAAACACCACAUUGUAUACAACCACUUGUCCUCGGGUCUUCAGCAUCUACUGCUACUACUCCGCAUAGGUCUAUUUCGAGCUAUAUGAUAGUGAGUACCUACUUUUGCCCCGCGACUGCUUUUUUUCAGGUGCACCGGAGCUGCAACAAUUGGCAUUGGAAGAAGACCUCGACGUCGACCCCAGAGGAAAUGCCUGAUGCUGUUGCCACUUUUGGAAAUCAAGCAUACCUGCUACGCCCCGUGCUCCUUCUCACAAGGAGCAGCAGGAGCUGCUGCCAAAUGUCCCCCCGUACUCCCCAACCCGCCUUGAUUCCUUUACUUUGGUAGAGCUCACGAAUAAAAGCGGCCCUUCUUCUCAGCUGUACCUUACCCCUUGUGAGUUCUUCUUUUUUUAUCCGUGCUGUCCAUUUUUUAACGAAGCAAGACCAAAAUUACGAGUCUGUAUAUUCGUAAUUGCCAAUCGUAUCACAUAAUCAUGAACUACAGCUAAAAUAACUUCUUUACGUAUCGAGCACAUGCGCAACUAGCAAAGAUAUUCAAUUCUCGCAAUCAGAAUUUUUAUGGCCAUUUCAGUUCACACCUACGCAGAAAUUCCC